Molecule: messenger RNA, 697 nt
Organism: Puccinia graminis f. sp. tritici CRL 75-36-700-3
Lineage: Eukaryota; Fungi; Basidiomycota; Pucciniomycetes; Pucciniales; Pucciniaceae
Exons: 3
Coding region: 1-462 (153 amino acids)
Cellular component (GO): mitotic spindle pole body; DASH complex; spindle microtubule
Source: RefSeq, a predicted model, not a curated record
AUGCCAAUGGAUUACGAAAUGGAUGACGAAGAACUAGCCCAGGAUGAAGAAGACCAAGAUUACGAUGAGGACCACAGCCACUUCGACAACCAACGACUCAAAUGGAUAGCGGAAAUCUCAGAGUCGAUUGGCAGACUAUACACCAACUUGAAUGCGCUCAAUCGCAAUAUCGAAAGUGUCAAUCUGGUCGGCCGGCAGUUUGAGAACGUGUACAACUUGUGGUCCAAAUUCGAGCAGGUGAUCAGUGUACCCUCAGCUUCCGCCGCCGCGUCCAGCAGCAACACGACCAGCCCUGCUGCAAAUGUGCAGACCGAGAGCACCAGUGGGGGCGCGCCCGGACUGACAACCUCCUCCAACUCGGGAACCGUGAUCGAAUCCUCCGUCGAAUUGCGUGACCCUCAUUUACCACCCGGGGUCGCCCCUGGAGGCGGCUUGACGUCUUGGGGCGUCGAGCGCUCUUAAACUGCUGUCCAUUUCCCAUAGUUUUAUUCUCCAAAGAUCUGCAUUCUCAACGUCUUAAUUUUUUAUAAGGUUCCAAUGGGGAAAUGGCCGGCUUCAGUUCCAUUGAAUUUCUGGACUUAACCCCUCUCCAGCCACUGUCACUGGUCCUUCCUCCAGCAAACAGUUUUUGAUCAACCCUUCCCUCUUGUCCCAGAACAUCUCAUGUCACAUGUAAAAGAUGCAGGGAACUCAUUCA